UGAAGAUUAACCAUCAUUGUUGACUUAAAAAAGAAGUUCGAGGAGCUGUUUUGGACAAAAUGCGCUUGGCUCAGUUGAGUCCAUAAAAUGACUGCAAUAACUUCUUCGAGAGGAAAUGCAGAAGUGGUCAGUAUCAGAAGGACAGAAUCACAUGAUAUUCCUGAUAUUAUCAACCUCAUCAGCAAUUCUACAGAAAAAGUUUUUGGAAGGAUUAAUGUCACAUAUCUUUUAGAAAAAUCAAAUCUUGCUGUGACACUCAGCAAUGAGAAGAAAGAGAUUAUUGCCCAUGCUUUGUUUCUGGACUAUCCAAAUUGGAAUAUCACUGAUCAGUCUGAUUGGGAAUCAUUCUUACAUGAAAACUACAUUAACAACAAAUGCACUCCUUUGAACACAUUGUUCUUGCAUCUUUUUGUGGCGAGAGAAGAAUAUGCAGCUGGAUGUUCCCAAGAAAUUGUUGCGACAAUUUUUAAUAUAGUACCCGAACUGCAAUUUGUACUUCUCUUCGUACCAGCUGAUGAGAAUUUAGAGCCAGCCUUGGGAAAUAUCUUUGAAGAGAUGAUAACUAUGCCAGGUUCCACAGCGGAUCCAAACUUUACUUUGCUUGCGUGUCACAGGCAUCAGUAUUACCCACAGCUGUAUGUUCGCAAAGCAAGAUUGGAAGAUCAUGAUGAUCUCAUGCCAAUCUUGACACGUCACAGUGAAACUCUGAAAGAAAUCUAUGGUGAAUAUUUCCUUGCUGAUCUCUUAGAAACUCAGGAUGAAGAAAAUCAGGCUGUUGUUGGUGAGGAUGGUGGCACUGCAGUGGGAUUCAUGAGCUUGUGCUCUCAAGUAAACAUUUCCUUGCUUCAUGAGUGUUUUGACUUAGGGCCCUUCCAUGGACUCUGUAAACCACAUCCGGAUGAUAUUCUCAAAAUGCCGCCGGAACUAGGCAUUCAAGAAGAUGAAGAUAGAAGCAACCAAGCAAGUCAAGAAGCAGAAUCUGUUUCAUCUCAAAACGCUGAACAUAUUAGUGAUCAAGAUGUAGCUAUUCAGUCUGUACGGGUUGAUGCUAAGACUGAGGAAGUCAUUUCCCAAGCUUCAGACACAGUUUCUUUGCAGUCUGCAAGAGGAAACGUUCAGCCUAGUGCUUCAGAGAAUGAUGGAGUGAAUACUGUUUCCCAUACUGAACUGCCAUUAGAUGUUGUCAGAGGCAAAGAUUUUAAAUUCUCAGCAACACCUGUCUUUGAGACUGAAGAAGAAGAUGCUCUUCGUCCAGUGUACAGAGGCGCUUCAAAUGCUUUCUGUAUUCGUCUGUUUUGCAUAGACAAGAAACAUGAAACUAGAUCACUGGAUUUAUUGCAUUAUGUUUUCCAGCUUUUUCCAGACAAAGACUUCUGUGUCAUUGUUGUGCCACACCUUGUACCAGAGUUCCAUCUGAUCCAGAGUUUUGUUCGAGUUGUCCCUUUCUGUACUUCCACAUUUAAUCAUGAGCUUUACGUAUUCCACCGUGCUGGAUUGCUCAAGUCAUUUAAUGUAAGAAGAGCAACAACCAAUGAUAUACUUGGUGUUGAAAUGCUCAUUAAAACCCUUAGCUUGAAUGAAAGUAUAUUAAAUGACUUAAAGAUGUUUACUCUGGCUCGGAAGGAUCCGGAUGGAACCCCAGUGCAGGCAUUCAUAGCAGAAGUUUUGGAUCAAAUAGUUGGCAUUUCUGUCAUUAAAGAUGAAAUGGAUAUUGAGUAUAUUCAUUCACAUUACAACAUUGAAGAUUUUACUCAUUUUUAUCACCACCAGCGAGAGGAACAUGGACAUCUUUAUCACUUUGUCUUAAAUCCCAUAUUUCAUCACUAUACCAAACACUUUCUAAAGGAGAUGCUUCGCUUGGCCCACAAGUCUUCUCUUUAUUAUCCUAUUUAUCCACAAUAUGUUGAAGGCAAGUUUCAGAAUCCCUGUGCCCAUUCCCUGACAUCUGCCCUUCAUUACAUGGUUCCCGUGCGACCGAGACGACAGAUUGUCUAUCCUCUGGAAGAGCUUGGCAUAAACGCUCCAUCAGAGCAGGUCUCCAAGGAUCAGUUGAGUUAUGCUCUGAACUACAUAAAUCGAAAGCUGACACUAGAAUCUAAAGUGUCUAUCAACACUAGAAUUGUGGUGGUUGGAGCAUCCAAUGUUGGAAUCUCUUUUCUGGAAACGCUCAUUUUUUGUCCACACCUGAAGUUUAACAAUCUGACCUUGAUUUCAAUUCAUGGGCUUCCAGGAAAAAAUCCACCAGGCUCCAAACAUGGAAGAUUUUUAAUUAACAGCCACUGUUUUAAUGAUCAAGAUUAUGCACAGAUGUCACUUUGUUCCUGGGUUAAUGUUGUGGUUGGUAAAAUGACUGGCAUAAAUCGAGCUGCCAAACAUGUAGUUGUUUCCAAGGGGAAAAAAGUGCCAUAUGACCACCUUGUUCUCUGUACAGGACAGCAAUACCAGGUCCCAUGUCCCACGGGAGCAGAUAUCAGUAAACUCCCAAGUAAUAGAGAAGUCACAAGGAAAUGUCAACAAAGGUACACAGGAAAAGUCCCUUCCAAUCUUUUUAUUCUGUGUGAUGAUCAAGACUGCUUAAAGGCAUUGCACUGGCUACAAGAAAAUAUUGUCAACUCAGAAGGGAAUGUCAUUGUCUAUGGGAAUACAAUUGACAUUUACACCACAGUAGAAACCCUCUUAUCUCUUGGAAUUAAUGGUUCUCGCAUACAUCUCAUACAACCUCCACUUAGCUCACAUGUUACUUGCCUUAACAACAACGCGAUCGAAAGUGCUGUUGAGGAAGCACUGUCAAAGGCUGGUGUGACUGUUUAUUGUGACAGUAUCCUGGCAGAGUGGAAUGAAGGCGACCACACAGGCCUUAUAACAUGUGCUUCUUUCACGACUAAUACAAAACCAUUUAAAUUGCAGUGUUCAGCAUUUUUUAGCUUUGCCAAUAGGACGGUGGAUUAUGAAACCUUCAAGGCAAUUAAUGAUGCUUGCCUUGUUUAUGAUGGAAGACUUGUGAUUGAUACCAAUUUCCAAACUAAUGACGUCAGUAUCAAGGCUGCAGGUCCUUUAACAAAGUUCUCCAAUACAUAUUUUGCGAAUGAAUGGACUCACAGCAACUUCAGUUCAAAAGAGAUUGGCUUCCAGCUUGCUCUAUCUAUGCUGAAUGUCUUUGAUCCAACCCUUGAGCCACCUUUUGAGCUACAGAAAGAUGUGGAUAGACUCAUCCCCAUGUACAAAGGGUGUAAAAUUAAAGGAGGUGUUCUUCCUGGAGGUUAUAAUUACUUGCAUAUUUCCAAACCAGAAAUCCCUAUACGCUUGGACGUACAACUUGCACAGUCUAAUUAUGGGACAGAGAUUAUAACCGGAGAGGCAAGACAUGGGAAUUAUUUCAGGAUACAUAUCAAUGAAUAUAAUAUGGUAGAAACUAUCACCUGCUUUUCAAAGGAACCCUUUCCUGUCUCCAACUAUAUUUGCUUGUAUGGGCAGCAUGAGCGUCUUCUUAAUGAUCUCUGUGCUCGCUGGAAGGAGAAGCUGAUUACAGAUCUUUACAGCUACUUCAGGGAACCUUGGUCCAUGGCCAUCUAUCACGAUCGGUUUAUUGAUCUUAAGAACGAACUGCGCCAAAUCCUAAUGACAAACCAGGUAAGAAAAAUGACUGGCGAGGGCAUUUUAUUAUUUGGGUAAUCUGUUAGUGUUGUUCACUUUGGUUUCUUUUCCCAUCUUUCUCCUAAAGCUUUAUGUUUCUGUUUAGCUAUUGUCUUUGGGAAACCUGAACAUAUUCUACACCUAGCAGAGGGAUUUCACUAAGUUCAGCAUGUUUCAUGUUUCAACAUAUGCUUCAGCGAUUUUAUUUUUACGUAUUCUACUUUAUUUUCUACUAUGCCAGUAGAACUUGUAAUGAAGUUACUUUGUUUUCUUACACAGCAUUUUUGCAUUAUACGUGCAGUUUAGUACAACUCCCUAGCAAAAUCUGUAUGCUUAUGCAUUCGGUUAUCACUUUUCCUUUUUAUGUUUCAUAACAUGAAUACACUACAUGCCAUCCAAAACUAUCUGGACCUAUGAGAAGUAAACCUUUCAGCAUCUACUGAUUGGGAAUGGCUUCUGUAGCUGAGAGACGGAAAUCAGCUGGCUUUUUCAGUUAUAACUGGAUUUCCUGAGUAAGGAUGAAAUGAAAAUGUUUGCUAAUGCUGCAGCUUUAGUCUCAGUACUGUAGACCUCAGCUCAGUAGUCCGUAACUUUUCCUUCUCAAAAUCUAAAGCACACUGCAUUGCAUGAAAAGCACCCACAGACUACAGCAGAUUUCUAACAAUUUUAAGACCCCUCUCCCCCAAAUAUGAAUUUCUGACUGAUCUAAAACAUAAUUACAGGCUGAGUCUUAAUACUUGCAACCCACUAUUUGGGACCAAUUUACCCUAUUUCUCCUCACGCUGCUUUUGCUUUUGUUUUACAUACUGAAGUUCUGCCUGACUGCAAUUUUUAGGCAUUCACUCUACAGAAUUUUUAACAGUGUAGGAAACAAACAGAAUGAACUAUAAACGGACACAAAAGGAAGGGACGCCGAGUGGACUGUAGCCCACCCAUUUAUCCAGCCAAAACUGCGGUGUGCUGUCAUGUGUCACAGCUGUAGCUACACAAAUGCACGACCCCAGCCUCCUCCCAGAAGGGCU
Struthio camelus australis is the source of this 4655-nucleotide messenger RNA. NCBI's taxonomy places the organism in Eukaryota, Metazoa, Chordata, Aves, Struthioniformes, Struthionidae. The record is from RefSeq and is a predicted model, not a curated record.